ACUGUUUUGGUUUGCAAAGUGUUGUAAAGGGUGGUAAAGGGAGAAGCCGGAGAGAAACCGCGGCGUGUAUGUAGAUGCAAGCUGGCACCAUGACCCAAGACAGCUAGACAUGGCUUGACAACCAAGCAAUCAACACUGCUGCCAUGCCCAUCAGCAACCAGGAUUUCAUCUCCACCCCUAGGAAAUAUCACAGCCUGCCUCGUCAAUGCAAACCCUGCAAUGCUCAGGCGCAGGGGAUAUCUCCUCGCCUGUUGUGCGUUCGUGACUUUCGAAUCAAGCUGAAUGCAUUUCAAGUCUGGUUCCGCGACUUCGAUGAUGAGCAGAAGAACAUUGUUCUUCAGGAACUCAUGGGCCUGUGCGGUCCGGCGCAGAACCACCUGCUGUCAGUGCGGCUGCAGAACUCUCUGCACGAGCGGUGUCCGCCCAACUGCCAGGACCUGCUGUCGUGGCUGCCGGCGCACGUGGUCUCCAAGGUGCUCUCCUACCUGGACCCGGUCAGCCUGGCACGCUGCUCGGCCGUCUGCAGGCAGUGGCGUGUGCUGGCCGGAGGCCGGCUGCUCUGGCGCCGACUGUGCGCCCUCUCCGAGUGGCAGGUGUCGCCCGAGACCCACCGCAAACAGGUGGCCGAGUUCACCGACGCCGACGGCAGGGUCAACUGGAAGGAGGUGUUUAUCCAGCGGUACCGUCUGCGGCGGAACUGGCUGCAGGGCCACUGUCACGUGCGCACGUUCGAGGGUCACGGCCAGGGCAUCUCCUGUGUUCAGUUCGACGACACGCGCAUCGUCAGCGGCUCGCACGAUAACAGUAUUAAGGUGUGGAACAUCCGCACCAACUCCCCGUGGUCGGUGAUGACGCUGCUGGGCCACUCUGGCACCGUGCGCUGCCUCCACCUGCUGGAGAACAGGCUCGUCUCCGGCUCCACCGACACCACCAUCAAGGUUUGGGACCUGUCCACCCAGCUGCAGUGGUCCAGUAUCGCCUGUAAGGUCACCAUGGUCGGACAUGGCGACACGGUCCGCUGCGUUCAGAUGGACGAGGAAAAGGUGGUGAGCGGCUCGUACGACCGCACACUGCGGGUCUGGUGCGUCCGCUCUGGCCGCUGUCAGGCCGUCCUCACUGGCCACACUGGGCAGAUCCUCUGUCUGAGGUUCGAGCAGCUCCGGCUGGUCAGCGGCGCCGCCGAUAAAACAAUAAAGGUGUGGUCGCUCUCUGAAGGCCGAUGUCUGCGCACACUGGAGGGUCACGGCGGCGCGGUGACCACGCUGACCUUUGACGACCGGCGUAUCAUCUCUGGCUCGCUGGACUGCACCAUACGGCUGUGGAACAUCGACACGGGCGAGCCGCUGGCCGUGCUCGACUGGAUGAAAAACGAGGGCCACACAGGCGUGGUGCGUUGUCUGGUGGCCGACCGUUGGCGCAUCGUCUCCGCCUCGGACGACAAAACUCUCAAGGUCUGGUCGCUGGACACGGGCCAGCGGCUGGUGACGCUGCGGCAGCACACAGACGGCGUCACGUGCGUCCAGUUCAACGACUCGGUCAUCGUCUCGGGCAGCUACGACAAGACGGUCAAACUCUGGGACUUCAGCGUCUGCUAGGGUCGAAAUCAGCUACAAGACCGUUAAACUCUGGGACUUUACUGUCUGUUAGGGUCGAAAUCAGAUACGACAAGACGGUCAAACUCUGGGACUUCAGCGUCUGCUAGGGUCGAAAUCAGCUACGACAAGACGGUUAAACUCUGGGACUUCAGCGUCUGCUAGAGGACGUGGGGGGGGGGGGGGGGCAGCUACGACAAGACGCUAAAACUGGAACUUCAGCGUCUGAUAGCGGACGCAUGAAGGUAGUUGCGGGAAGACGGUCAAACUCUAGGACUUCAGCGUCUGCUAGGGGACAUCUAUUCGCGCGUAUGUGAAACCUCCGUGAUCAGGGGAACCUCUCCGUGCAGGUUCGGAUAUUUAGGUGGGGAUCUUGCGAUAUCGUCAUUAGUUUGUCAAGCAACUAAAGGAGGAUGGAGAAAUUCAGAAUCUCGCGUCAGAUUUUAUGAAGCUCUCAGAUUUCAGUCCGAGUUGUUGCCAAUAUUUGGAAAUCGGUCGUUUUGAAGGUAUGGCUGCCUGCUGGUUGAUGGCUUCGCUUCUGGCAUGAUAUUGUGAAGCCAAUCGUAAUAGUGAAAUCUCAUUCAUGGAAAGAAAGGCCGCUUACUUACUCUGCAGCGGCAAUCUAGAGCAGCUAUAAGGGAUAUGUUUGGCAGCUAGUAAAUUAUACGCACUUCACCGUCUGCAAGAUAGCUGCCUGGCUAAACCUGAACUGCAAAGCUUUGUGGUCUCUGUGUCUGUGCUGCUAGGUGCUUCUUCGUGUACUCUGGGCCGCGAGACUAGACAGCUGUGUACAUGUGUUCAUGUGUUGUUCGUCAUUGCCACCUGAGUUCACUCUUCACUAGCUCACGAUCCAUGUACUGAUUGUUUAUUGACUGUGCUCAUAGGACUGUUGUCGUUUUGUGUUGUUCGCUGGCGUUCCGACCCUGCGCUGCGCUUAGUUUCGCUCGGUGAGGUGCGUCCAGUGCCUGGUGUGUUCAUGUAUCGUCUCCACUGUGUCAGUGGAGGCAGCUGUGUGACGUCAUUGUAUGACGUCACUGUAUGACGCAGCCGUCCCGGUACCCGUGUAGUCAUUGUCGAAUCUCGCCAGGCCCGGCUGUUGUAUGUAGUUUGUCGUCCGCGCCGCGCGUCGGGCGACCUCCCCGCCUCUGGUUCGUGUGCGCUGUACCGCUAAUGUAGUCAGACAAGUGGCUUAUGAUGCAAUCUCAGUAGUUGAACAAGGUGUGCUUCUCUGGCAGCAAUAAGGCGCGGCUGCGGCACCGGGGUCGCAGAGUCGCGGUAUUGCCUCUGUACGGGCGCAGAACGCGGCGGCUGCGACUGGGAAUGUCGAUAUUCGAGACUGAACGUGUUCAGCGUACCUAAUAGCAAUCUAUUUUGUGUAUGGACACAGCUGCAGGUGAAUUGUUUUUAAUAUUUAUAUACAGAUAUUUGUUUUAGCAUGAUGUUUUUAGUGACAGGAAUGUGGGUCGAAGUGAAACGGAAAAAUAAAUAAUACUCUUUU
This is a messenger RNA of Amphibalanus amphitrite, 3090 nucleotides long. Its product is annotated as F-box/WD repeat-containing protein 7-like. The transcript has 11 exons. Gene Ontology annotation, molecular function: protein binding. The record is from RefSeq and is a predicted model, not a curated record. The coding region runs from base 144 to 1595 and encodes 483 amino acids. NCBI's taxonomy places the organism in Eukaryota, Metazoa, Arthropoda, Thecostraca, Balanomorpha, Balanidae.